CGGCGUGUGAGCGGGUUACUAAGAUUGACGGUUGGUUUCAGUUUGAGUUGACCGGAGCCCGUGACGAUGGCGAGCUCGAACUUUCAACUGAGAGUUCCAGAAAUAUUGUUCACAACUCAGUUGCAAGCCAAAGUGCGAACCUUUGAUGGUGUCAUCUUAGUAACAAACACUAUUGACAAGCUUUCUGGAGAUCUACAAGGCUUGAAGUAUCCACUCGACUGCUACAAAUCUAUUGAUGCUUCAGUGGAGCAGGAAGUGGUACUGGUUCAUGCUCCUGAUUUUCCAGGAGCUAGAGUGAUCUUUGCACCAACUGGGCCCCUCAACAGGGAUUACGAUGAUGUGCGGCGAUUCAGUGAUGCAGCUGCCAUUGGCAUCAAGCGUGCUUUGAAGGCUGGCAUGGUGAAGCCCAUCUUGGUUUGCCCUCCUGAAGAGUUUUUUCAAGAAGCUCCCUUAGUUACUCUGCUUGGAGCUCUGCAUGCUUUGUAUGUGCCAUUGGAGAUUCGUGAGCGAUACCCAGAAAAGGCCACUAAAGUGGACUAUCUGGGUGUAUGGGCCUCAAGUGUGGAGGAAGGAAAGAAACUUGUAUUGCUGUCAUCGGCAGUAGAGAGAGGCAGAACUGUAUGCAGAGAUAUUGGUGGAUCUGACCCAGAGCGAAUGGCAGCUCCAAAAGUGGCUGACUAUGUUCAGAGUAUUUUUAGUAAUUCUGUUGUCUCUGUUUCAGUGAUCAGUGAUUUAACAACACUAGAAGAAGAGUACCCAUGCUUGGCAGCAGUCAAUCGCUGUGCCAAAGAUGUAGAACGUCAUCAGGCACGGGUUAUUGAGCUGCAAUAUACAGGAGAGGGUGCCAAUGAAAAAACACUCAUGCUUGUUGGCAAGGGAGUAACUUAUGAUACUGGUGGUGCUGACAUUAAAGCUGGUGGUAUAAUGGCAGGAAUGCACAGAGACAAAUGUGGAGCUGCUGCUGUUGCAGGCUUCUUUGAGGUGCUGUCCAUACUGAAACCCAAAGGAAUAAAAGUAAUUGGUGCAAUGGCAAUGGUUAGGAACAGUGUUGGUUCAGAUUGUUAUGUAGCAGAUGAGCUUAUCACAUCUCGUGCUCAGAGAAGAAUUCGGGUUGGAAAUACAGAUGCAGAGGGUCGGAUGGCCAUGGUGGACUUGUUGUGUUCCAUGAAGGAAAAGGCCAUCGAAGACUAUGUUCCUAACCACUUUGAACUGUUCACUAUUGCCACACUGACUGGCCAUGCUAUUCGAGCUGUUGGUUUCAACUACUCAAUUAUAAUGGAUAAUGGUCCUGCCCAAUGGUCAAAGACUGCUCAAGAACUUCAAGUAGCUGCUCAUGAAGUGGCUGAUCCUUUUGAAAUCUCUACCAUUCGGCGUGAAGACUAUGAUUUUCACAAAGGCAAGUCAGAAUACGAAGAGAUUCUGCAGUGCAACAACCAGCCAUCCAGUGCCACACCCCGUGGACAUCAGUCACCUGCAGCUUUCCUCAUCAUGGCUUCCGGCCUAGAUAAGCAUGGAAUAGAUUCUGAAAAACCUCUUCGCUACUCUCAUAUUGACAUAGCUGGAUCUUCUGGCCCAUUUCCUGGGAUACCGACUGGAUCACCGGUGGCUGCCCUGACAGCAAAAUAUGUGCUAAAUCGCAUUUGAACAGCUGAUUUUAAGAAUAUAGUCUGCUUCAGCACUUGUGAGAAGGCUUCUGUAAAUCAACGCUUGUAGACAAAGCACUAUUUUUAUAGGAGGUAUAAUGCAAUGAGCUCCCUAUGUUCACCUUGAUUCUGAAGGAAACAUUAAGUUCAAGAUGCAAGAUUAAAUUUGGUGUAGGUCAGUCAACAGCAUUCAUAGAACUGGCUACAGGCCAGCUAAUCAGUACUUCAAACUUUCUCAGGUAGGCUAAUGAAUGUGUUAGUAUAUUUCAAUACAAAAUUCUUUGUGUUUUAUUUGUUUUAUUUUUGAAACCUAAAUACAUACACAGACUACCAACUGGCAAAUUUCCAAAUUAAGUUGAGCUUUGCUGGAAAUUUUUUUAAAAAAACAAUGAAAUCAUCAAGUGUAAGAAAUAGAUAAUAGAUUUUCAGCGAAUUGGAAUUAUAAUAUUCAAAACUAAAUAAAUGCGACAAAGAUGC
Molecule: messenger RNA, 2120 nt
Organism: Carcharodon carcharias (great white shark)
Lineage: Eukaryota; Metazoa; Chordata; Chondrichthyes; Lamniformes; Lamnidae
Exons: 17
Coding region: 67-1644 (525 amino acids)
Biological process (GO): proteolysis
Cellular component (GO): cytoplasm
Molecular function (GO): metalloaminopeptidase activity; manganese ion binding
Source: RefSeq, a predicted model, not a curated record